AUGGCGUUUCUGCUCGUAGACAAUUUACCACACAACAAUUGCAGAUUUCGAACUGCGAUUAAGGCCUUGGUGCUUCUGCUUAUAUUAGCCGGCCUUAUUUCGACUCUGCUAAUGGUAAAAGGCUUCUUGAUACCUUAUUCGUGCGAAAUAGUCCUCUCGAGUCUAGUGGGACUUUGGAAGUCUUGCAAAUGCUUCUUGUCUUCUCCUCUUUACGUAUGUAUAAUCAUCAACUUCAUGGUUUUGUUGAUAGCAGCUUCUUCCAGUCUACAACGACACGAAACUGAUAAUCAUGAUGGUAUUGUUGAUGUUGACGAGGAUAUGAAUAUCGAUAAAUCUCCCUUUGUAUCACCACUAGCUCCACAGCAGCCACCAUCGCCACCUCCUCAGAUUAAGAACCAAAACCAGCCACGAGAUGUGACUGAAGUAGAAGCGUCAAAACCAAGAACAAAAGCAAAGAAGACUACAUAUCAAGAUGAUCGUAGUCCACAAAUUUGGCAAGAUGUUAUAGAUCAAAUUUGUGUUGAUAAAAGAGAUGAGGAGUUUCCAUCAGGAUCAUUUUCUAAUGAAGCUUUAGUAGAAACAUCAGAAAGAGACAUGGGAGAAGAGAAAGAGGCACGAUUAGAAAAUAAUCAUGAAGAAGAAGAUACUAUGGACGCAACAUGGAGGGCAAUUACGGGUGAAGGAAAAGAGAAGGCUACAAAGAAGCAACUGAAAAAGAGUGAGACGUGGAACGUUGCACCACCGAUGAGGGCAGUGGCAGUGCAAAGCCACGACUUGGAGGAAUUGUUGCAAUCAAUUCCAGCAUCAUGGAAGGAGCUAAGGAAAUCAGAGACAUUUAACGAUGCUAUUUCAAUAAGGAAAAGAGGUGGCUUAAGGAGAGAUCCUUCAAUGAGUGGGGAUGAAUUGAACCACCAAGCUGAGGCCUUCAUCAAUAAGUUCAAUGAGAGUAUACGGUUACAAAGGCAAGAAUCUGAUCAGCGAUUCAAAGAUAUGAUCAACCGAGGAUUGUAG
Olea europaea var. sylvestris is the source of this 1011-nucleotide messenger RNA. RefSeq lists its product as uncharacterized. NCBI's taxonomy places the organism in Eukaryota, Viridiplantae, Streptophyta, Magnoliopsida, Lamiales, Oleaceae. The coding region runs from base 1 to 1011 and encodes 336 amino acids. The transcript has a single exon. The record is from RefSeq and is a predicted model, not a curated record.